AUGGCGGUUGUAAAACCUGUAAUUGAACAAGAACAGGCAAAAGCCUUAGUGAUGUUAAGGCAUCAUUUACAUGAAGGCCUUAAAACCGAGUAUAUGAUGUUUGAAGAUCCUAAAGAAUUAUGGGAUUGCCUUAAUGAAAGAUUUGGACACCACAAAAGGGAUUUCAAAUCUAUAACUGAUUACAAUUCAACCAUACAUGAGAUAGUAUCUAUACUAAGAUACUAUGAUCAUCCGGUCACCGAUGAACAGAUGAUUGAGAAAACACCCACUACCUCUCAUGUAAGCAACAUACUGUUGCAAGAACAAUAUCGUGAAAGAGGCUUCAAAAAGUUUAAUGAAUUGAUGAGUGUAUUGCUUGUUACUAAACAAAAUAAUGAUCUUUUGUUGAAAAAUCAUAAUCUUAGACCAAUUGGGUCUUUGGCCACUCAUGAGGCAAAUGCCACAAAUUCUUAUCCACCCGAGGCAAAUGCAACACAAAGAGGUGGACGUGGAAAUUGCAAUGGCCGUGGAAGAGGCCGUGGAAAUUAUUGUAGACGAGGCCGUGGACGUGGGCAUUGGGGACGUACUUGUCGUACAACCAAACGUUUGGUAGAUCUUUACCAGGUUUCUGUACAAGGCAAAGGGACAAAUGAAGAAGCAAAUUAUGUUAAUGAAGAAAUUGCUCCUUGCCCUAGCCUUGAUGUGUCUGAUUAUUUCAUGGACAAUGCUGAAAUUGGAAAUGAUUUCAUCUUUGGAGAAAAUAACGAUGUUUAG
Molecule: messenger RNA, 753 nt
Organism: Chenopodium quinoa (quinoa)
Lineage: Eukaryota; Viridiplantae; Streptophyta; Magnoliopsida; Caryophyllales; Amaranthaceae
Exons: 3
Coding region: 1-753 (250 amino acids)
Source: RefSeq, a predicted model, not a curated record